CUAGCUAAUCUUCUCUAAAAACGUUGCCAUGGACACAAAGGAAGGAUUUUUAAAAAUUAAAACUUAUCAGUUGUUAUUAAUCAGACAUCCAUGUCCCGUUUUAAUAAUAAAUAAAGUUAAUUUGAAGAAUAUAAAAUAAGUAAACGGAAACAUUUAAAUAGUUUACGUCAGACAGAGGUACGUCUAGUUCCUAGAUUGUCACGCACCCGGAAGCCUGUGAGUGGAAAGCUUGUUGUACGGGCUGACAGGUACUCUAAGAGAGGAGGAGAGACAGAUAGGUGAGGAGCUCACCUGCCGAGAACACCUGUGGUGUGGACUCCGUGGAUGGAAGUGUGGGUCUCAGCUAUGGGACCUGAGCGAGUGUUGCCGAGUUCAGAGGACGACCUGGGGGAGGAGGAACGUCCUGUGGACGACGUGCUGCAGCCUGGGGGGGCUGUUUGGAGCGGGGGUGAGGAUGGAGGAGAAAUAGAUGGAGAGGAGGAAGAGGAGGUGGCUUCUGGAGAGUACCAUUACCAGCCUCUGAACCAGGAGCCGGAUGGCCUAAACGGCAUGGAACAGCAGGAGGAGGAAGAAGAAACUGGGGGUGUGGAUGGCUCCUCCCACGCUCAGCAGCUGCAGCAGGUGCAACAGAGGAUAGAGGUGAUGGGCCUCCACCUUCCAGAAGCUCCACCUCCAGACAGCGAGGAGGAGGAGGAGGAGGACGACCCAGAAGGAGCGGCGGCCCUGAGGAGCCGAUCUUCCAUUCCCAUGGAUGCAGACCAUGUGGAGCUGGUGAAGAAGACCAUGGCGGCUGUGGCGCUGCCUUCCCUCGGCGUGCCACCAUGGGCCCAAGAGAUCUCAGAUGACCAGUGGAAGGACAUGGUUCAGCACACACUGCAGACCCGGCAGAGUGCUGCUGCCCUGCGUCUGCACCGCCGGGGAAAUGUCCCAGGACCCUGAAUGCACCAUGCCUACAUAAUGGACGCUGAAUGCAACAUUACCUACAACAGACAGUCUUAACCCCUCAAACACUAUAUUAUGUUUCUUUUAAUAGGUGUCACUCAACGCACCAUCACCUGAUUUCUGUAGUGUACCACAAAUGUCUUUUCAGCAGGUCGUCAAGGCAGCAAAGCUAAGCUUUACAGAGGGAUAAUGCACCCCCUCCCCCAAACUCCCAUGAUGCUUGACCUACAGAACUAUGUGGUACCAGACUCAGCAUGAACAUCAGGGGGAUCAGAACUGAGGAGCUUAUUCAUUCCUGGACAAUUAUUGAAGUCUUUAAUAUUCUAACACUGAUGACCUUGCGGAAUAAACUAACAGGAAGUCUUCAGUGUU
Molecule: messenger RNA, 1314 nt
Organism: Oryzias latipes (Japanese medaka)
Lineage: Eukaryota; Metazoa; Chordata; Actinopteri; Beloniformes; Adrianichthyidae
Gene: mea1
Product: male-enhanced antigen 1
Biological process (GO): spermatogenesis
Source: RefSeq, a predicted model, not a curated record